Bacidia gigantensis is the source of this 3009-nucleotide messenger RNA. RefSeq lists its product as uncharacterized. NCBI's taxonomy places the organism in Eukaryota, Fungi, Ascomycota, Lecanoromycetes, Lecanorales, Ramalinaceae. The coding region runs from base 1 to 3009 and encodes 1002 amino acids. Gene Ontology annotation, biological process: GPI anchor biosynthetic process. The record is from RefSeq and is a predicted model, not a curated record. Gene Ontology annotation, cellular component: endoplasmic reticulum membrane. Gene Ontology annotation, molecular function: mannose-ethanolamine phosphotransferase activity. The transcript has 2 exons.
AUGGAGGACAUCACCGACAAGUUCAAGGAGGUGAAGGCCAAAGAAAUUCCUCGAGAGAGGCUGGCCCAAGUCAACAAGGAGAAAGGCGUUCAAUUCAAGGCUACAAUAGUGGUUCUCGCUACUUUCUUCUUUUAUAUCACCCUCCUCCACGGUCUCGGCAUUUUCCUCUUCACCAAAGGAUUUCUGCUCACGCGACUUGUCUUGAAUGAAAAGUCCGACUGCUCCUCUCCUCCACUUUCUCUACCCUCUCAUGCUGAGCCGGGAUGCUGGCACCCGCAAACAUUUACAAAAGCAGUCGUAAUAAUUAUAGAUGCUUUACGGUAUGACUUUACUGUCCCACGACCAGGCUCGACGCACCACUUUCACAAUGCACUGCAUGUCCUUCACGAGACCGCAACCCAGUAUCCCGCGAAAGCUUUCCUACUUCCCUUCAUUGCCGAUCCGCCCACCACUACCUUGCAGCGCUUGAAAGGCUUGACCACUGGAACACUACCUACAUUUAUAGAUGCUGGAUCGAAUUUCGCGGGAACUGCAAUUGAAGAGGAUAAUCUAGUCGCGCAACUCAAAGAUGCUGGGAGAAGAAUUGUGCAUCUCGGGGACGAUACAUGGCAUAGCUUAUUUCCAGGAUAUUUCGACACGAAUCUGACGCGGGCUUACGAUAGCUUCAAUGUAUGGGACCUGUUUACCGUCGAUAAUGGUGUUACGGAGCAUUUGUUUCCACUUCUGGAGGGCACAAAGAAGAGCAACUGGGACGUGAUAUUUGGGCAUUACUUAGGCGUCGAUCAUGCGGGGCAUCGAUAUGGUCCCGAUCACCCCGCCACAAAAGCGAAAUUGGAGGAGAUGGACAGUGUGGUGCGCAGAAUGGUUGACACACUGGACGAAGACACGUUGCUAGUCGUCAUGGGCGACCACGGAAUGGAUGUGAAAGGUGACCACGGAGGGGAGUCUGAUGAUGAAGUCGAGGCUGCUCUAUGGAUGUAUUCAAAGAAGGCUGUUUUUGGAAGAGGCCAUAACGGCUUUCUUACUCCACCUCCAAAUGCCAAAGACCGGCCUGUAGGUCAAAUCGAUUUGGUUCCGACAUUGGGCCUUUUGCUUGGCAUGCCAAUUCCCUUCAACAAUCUGGGAGCCCCUAUUGCUGAAGCGUUCGUGGGCGCCGGGAGACCGAACUGGGAGAACUUAGCAACAGUGAAUGCAUUGGCUGCUGCGCAGAUCAAUCGGUAUCAGCGAGCAUAUUCGCAGGCAAGAGGAUUGAGUGACGCUGUCUUCUCCUUGCCUAAAGACUCGUGGAUCAAGGGAUUUGAGAUAUUUCAAUCUGCUCUUCAAGGCAGAAAUACAAAACAAUUUGGAGAAGCAUAUGAAGCUUUUGCUUUGUACCAACAACAAAAUCUACAGAUAUGCCGGAGUCUCUGGGCCCGGUUCGACAUACCAAAUAUGAUUGUAGGUGUCUUCAUCUUGGCCGGCACGCUCCUUAUCCUGGCAUAUUUUGCUAGGUGUCAGUCGAUGCGAGGUGCGCCGUCAGCUUCAGAGUAUUUGCCUUCGAUGGCAAAGACUGGGGCCGCGACUCUUGUGGCUGCACUAUUAGGUGAGGCUUUGAUCUGGCGGACCAAGCUGCUAGAUGCUUCGUUAGGAGGACUAGCAGUGGGAAGCAUUCUAGGCUUUGUCGUCGCCUUUAUGCGUCUACCCUACGAUUGGGAGGUUCCUUCCCCCACAACCGUCUGGGGGUGGAUGGCCGUUGUCAUGACGAUUAGUCAGUCGAUUGGUUUUGCUUCGAAUUCCUACACGAUUUGGGAAGACGAGAUUCUCUUUUUCUUUCUGGUCGCUUUUGCCGCCAUGACGCUAUUGAGUUCAGCUAGAAGAGCGAAUACUUCUGAGCGUAUUUACGGAAUCAUGCAGUCCCUCAUUUUUGGGGUGCUGACGUUAUUGGCUUCCUUCUCGCGUCUUUGCCGCGAAGAACAGAUGCCAUACUGCAGAUCCACCUACUAUGCGUCCACGACUUCUUCCACUUCAGCGCCGUGGCAGCUGUUGAUUCCACUUGUAACAGCAACACUACUACCUUCCGUAGUCAAGGCAUAUUAUAAACGAACAAGCUCUUACGAAGGCAUUGCUACAAUCUGGAUUGGUUUCGUGUUGAGGAUUGGUCUACUUGCGGUCGCUAUAUUCUGGCUGUUGGAUGCUGCUGACGACAAUAAUUGGCUCACACUAGACACAGCGACUCUGAAGACCAUCAAGAUUGUUCUGGCUAGACUUGUACUUGGCGUCUCCCUUGUCGGAGGCGCAUCUGCCUGGAUAUAUGCGAAACCAUGCAUCAGCAUCCAGGUUGAGCAAAAGUACGAUGACAGUAUUGCAGAGCCCAAGAAGGUCCAAAUUUACGGCUCCUUGAACGCUCACGGAACUCGCUACUUUCUCCUUGUGAUCACUCUGCUCAUCGGGCUAAGCCUCCUUCAAAAGCCUAUGGGCAUUGGCUCCCUUACAAUCCUGACAAUCCAGAUUCUUUCGCUGAUGGAGAUCAUACACGUGAACGAUUUAUCGAAAAGCGCAAUAGGACCUGUGGUGCUAGCGGCAUUAGGCAGCUUUCACUUCUUCAAAACAGGCCAUCAAGCAACCCUCUCCAGCAUCCAGUGGGAGUCCGCUUUCAUUCCUCUAUCGGUCAUUCAAUAUCCUUUCUCCCCACUCCUAGUCGUGGCCAAUACCUACGGCGCCCAGAUACUCACCGCGGCGGCUGUGCCUCUGAUUGCAGUGUGGAAGCGGCCCGCCCGCCGAAACGGAUUAUUGGGCGAUGUCUCGAAUGCAUUGGGAACAUUCUUGCUCUACCAUGCUACUAUUAAUCUAGCAACAACGAUGUGGGCUGGACAUCUAAGGAGGCACUUGAUGCUGUAUAGAAUCUUCAGUCCCCGCUUUAUGACCGCUGCCGGACUACUCUUGGUUUUGGACCUGAUUGUGAUUUUGGUUGCAUGGCCGGCUUUUUGGUUCAACAUGCAUAGCAUUAGCGAAAUCUUUGGGUGGACAUGA